Molecule: messenger RNA, 1275 nt
Organism: Exophiala spinifera
Lineage: Eukaryota; Fungi; Ascomycota; Eurotiomycetes; Chaetothyriales; Herpotrichiellaceae
Exons: 2
Coding region: 1-1275 (424 amino acids)
Source: RefSeq, a predicted model, not a curated record
AUGCCCUACAACACUCGCCGGAAGUCUCUCUCCCUGCCCUCGCUGGGCAUCCAUCUCCCGAAUGGGUCUCGUGUACACCGCCCGAGUCUGAAGGCUACACCAACCCCCGACACCACUCAAUCUCCUCCUGCAAAGAAAUUGAAACGCUCCCACGACUCCGAUGAGCCUCUCUCUCCUGUGUCGUCGCCUCGAUCCAAGACCGGCUCUCCUGCCCUCGGCCUGCCCGAGCCUACUCUAUUGCCACGAGGACCCCCCUCAGAGCAGACGCCUCCACCUUCCCCCAGGCUUGAUGCGCAGCCUGCACGGAAGAUCGAUACUGAAGGCAUAAACGACGACAUUGUCAUUGCGGUCAUUGCGCAAUUGGAGAAGACGGGCAACCGUCCGCACCUCAUCAAAGAUCUCGCGGCCAUUCUCGCUUCUACAAACUCGAGCAUUGCACAUUCUGCAAACCCAGCUGCCCUCCUAUCCUCCCGUCUCAGCCUGUAUCUGAAACGCCCAUGGACCGCAUUGUCACCGUGCCCUCUGGCGAAAGAGCUUAUACCCGUUCACCCAAGAAAGGUGUUCUUCUUCCUCACCACUCAACCACGCCUUCCAUUGCCCACCUCGUCGGACGAUAUCCUCCCGCCAUCCAUUGUCAAAGCCAAGAUUCUCACUCCGAGUGUCUCUGAGCACAGCCAAACUGAGGACGAGAUAGACUUGGAGCAGCGGGAAAGAGCACGGUUGUCACCCAGUCCGGAAGUAGAACUCUACUCUCCAGAAUUGGACCAAGAAGACCCCAUGCGACCCCCUACCCCUGGCGAGCCCUACAGCAAUCGCAGUAGCUUGAAUCCAGACGGCCUGGCUGAAGUGCGGCGCAGACCAAAUCGUGCCCCUAGCCCACCGCUCGAGGCCGAUGAGAGGGGAUUCACCGAAACAGCCACCGCUGUGCGUGCUCGUGGCGUGAGCUUGCACGGUCUCGUCGUCCAGCCCUCGGUUGAGGUGGACACAACCAUGGUUGAAGUGACUGAAGAGACCCCAGAGCAGCGCCAGAGCCGUGACCGUGAACUGGGAAUGGAACUAUUUGGACAGUCGCAUCCAGGCCUCAACCCUCCCGAGCAGAAACUGUUUUCCAGCAGUCCCAUGAUCCAAGCAAGACAAGACCCUUCCUCUACCAUGGGGAGGAUGAAUGCGGGACUACAACUGGACGAUCUCGACAUUGAUGAAUCUUCCUGGGCCAUGAUGAGUCCCGAGCAGAUUGAUGUCGACGAACUUGACGUUCUAUUCACAGGCUUUUGA